AUGGUGGCACUAUCGACGCUAGUGUGGGCGGCACUAGCUGCGGCGUCCAAGCUACAUGAGGCAGUGGACACUCUAAGUGAGCUUCCUCAAGUGCCUGGAGCACCUAUUGUAUCCAAUGUGUUCCACUCCAUAGCCAUACCAGUGUGGAAUUCUACUUCCUACCACCCAGGUCCUGUUCGAGAUUAUGAGCGGUCUAAGGUGGCACGAACUGUGGAAAUAGACGUGAUCCCUGUUUUGGACACCACCAAUACUCCAGAACUGUGGCGAAUGCUUGGUGAUAUCUACAUGUUUGGCAAUUAUAGCAUUACUCCCAAUGUGACCAAAGCUGAACAAUUAUAUCGUCGGAUUGCCAACGACGAGUCCAGUACCGACACCAACAGAGGUCACGCCUACUUCAUGUUGGGAUUCAUUUAUGGACUGGAUCUUUUUCCCGAAUUCCCAGCUGAUAAAGCUCGGUCUCACCUCUACUACCAGCAGGCGGUGGACUUGGAUAAUGUCGACGCCUUGUUGGUGAUGGCUAAUCAACUCAAGAAGCUGAAGAAGACGUGCCAGCAGGCCCUCAUGUACUAUAACAAGCUCGCCGAAUACGGGAUGGACUGGCUCGAGAAAAACCCUCGACCCGUGACAGUGGAUGGCGAGGUGCUGUACAACAUUCGUAUUCCCGACUUUAAUGGCGGAAUCUACGGUGAUGACAUCAGUGAGACUCUGAUUCUGGUUUACCUGCCGCGUGAAAAUCAUAUGAUUUAUCGAAACCAGAUUAGCGAGUACAAUUUGGAAUUGGAGGACCAUGCUUACUUUUAUUACUACUAUGAGGCCGCCGACUACCUUCUGGGUGAUUAUUUGGUUGCGAAAAAUGUUACAAAGGCUCGUGAAGUGUUGCAACAAUGCGUUAACCAAGGGGAGGACGAAUAUGCUCCCGAGUAUAAUAUUCACUCCCAAACGGAUCGCUACUACUUGGGUAUGUGCCAGGCAAAGCUUUCAGCUUUAAUGAUGACCGAUGAAAACCCUGAUAUGGUGAAAGUGAAUGAGUACUUGAAUCGGGCAGCUAAACUAGCCCCUAAAUCGCGAAUGGUGUACAAUCUUUUGGGUCAGAUGUUGGUAAAGCAAGGAGAGUAUGGCGAUGCAGUCAGAGCGUACAAACGUGCUAUUGAUCGAGGCUCGAUUGAAGCUAUGACCCGUCUUGCUGAGUUGAUGUCGAAAACUGCUCCUAAUGGUGAUCCUGCGAAAGCUAAGGAUGCGGAACGCUUGUACCAAUUAAUGAACUGGCUGGCAUUUAAUGGGAGUACGAAGGGGCUCUAUCAUUAUUUGGACUACGUCCAACUGGGAUUUGCAGCGCAAGUUGACCCUGCAUUGAUGGUACCUCGUUGCCAGCUGCUUACUUAUUAUUACCUGGUGCUUGUGGACCGAAUGCUGCUGUUCUUUUAUCCGCUGUUGAGACCAGCCUUCGAGCAUUACAUUCGGGGAAACUUCCAACAGGCGUUGAUCCUUUAUGCAAUUGCAGCUGAACAAGGGCUGUCGCCUGCCCAAGUGAGUGUUGCUCAUUUACUCUACCAACGACCCACGAUGGCACAACGUCGGUGGGACAACGUACCACAAUACGAUUGUCAUCGGGUUCUGCUUGCCCUUGAAUACCUCAAGCGGGCAUCUUUGGCUGAUAGUGACACAAUGGUGCUUCUUGGUGAUAUAUAUCAUGAUGGUGUUCCUGGUUGUAUUGAGCCCGACAUGAGUAAAGCGUAUCACUACUAUCAUAAGCUGCUGUAUCAUCACCGGCUGCAACAAGGGUCGUUCAAAUUGGGUCGAAUGUAUGAGUACGCAGAGGCACCCGGCUGCAACGGCACCGCUGACUAUUACAUGGCCAAUCGCUUGUAUGAACAGAGUCGUGAUCUGAUGGACCUUGAGGAUGAACUUGACGAAGCCUAUAACCGGCCGUAUCACCGUCGUAACCGGAUCCCGAUUCUGUGGGCGCUUUUGCGGUUGCGUUUCAAGCUUUUCUUCAGCAUCGGUGAUCGUCGGCGGGAGCCUCGCUCUCGAGCUGGAUGGCUUGAUCGCAUAAAGCGUCUUGGACGUCGUCGUCACUCUCAACCCGCCUCGACCAACGACAACCUCGAUGCUUCGGCGCCCACAACCGCGUCAAAUAUUGAUCACCAGAGCCACCCGUACGAUAGCGGUGAUUACAUUGUGAUCUUCAUCACGUUGGCGUUUUUCUUUGCCGUAUUCAUUCAGAACAUGAUCCGCCAGGUGCGGCGGGCAAGAAACCCAGGUAUCAAUGUUGACAAUGUUCCUGUUGAAAACAUUGACGAAAAUGAUGAGAAUCAAAACCGCGACGGCUGGGACUUCAAUGGUCCUGGUAUUCGCUUCCGCCGCCAGAAUUUCGAGUUUCAAUUUUUCGCCAUAUGA
Messenger RNA from Diutina rugosa, 2397 nucleotides. RefSeq names its product ubiquitin ligase complex subunit. The transcript has a single exon. NCBI's taxonomy places the organism in Eukaryota, Fungi, Ascomycota, Pichiomycetes, Serinales, Debaryomycetaceae. The coding region runs from base 1 to 2397 and encodes 798 amino acids. The record is from RefSeq and is a predicted model, not a curated record. Gene Ontology annotation, molecular function: protein binding.